AUGUCGGUCGUAUCUCUCCUCGGCGUCAACGUUCUCAAGAACCCAGCCAAGUUCGGCGACCCGUACGAGUUCGAGAUCACCUUCGAGUGUCUUGAGCCCCUCCAGAAGGAUCUCGAGUGGAAGUUGACCUACGUUGGCUCUGCUACCUCCGAUGAGCAUGACCAAGAGCUUGACUCUCUCCUCGUCGGCCCCAUCCCAGUCGGCGUCAACAAGUUUAUCUUCCAGGCUGACCCACCCAACACCACCCGCAUUCCAGAUGCUGAGAUCCUCGGCGUCACCGUCAUCCUCCUUACCUGCGCCUACGACGGCCGCGAAUUCGUCCGAGUCGGAUACUAUGUCAACAACGAGUAUGACUCUGAGGAGCUCAAUGCGGAUCCCCCAGCCAAACCCAUCCUUGAGAAGGUCCGCCGCAACGUUCUCGCUGAGAAGCCCAGAGUCACCCGUUUUGCCAUAAAGUGGGAUUCUGAGGCCUCUGCCCCAGCCGAGUUCCCCCCCGAGCAACCCGAGGCCGACCUAGUUGCUGAUGGAGAUCAAUAUGGAGCUGAGGAGGCCGAAGAGGAAGAAGAUGAGGCUAUUGAGGGCGAGGCCGCUGCUGCUGACCCUGAUGCCAUGGAGCAAGAUGCCGAGAUGGCUGGAGCCGAUGGUGAUGCUGCCGAUGAGUCCGAUGAGGGUAGUGAGGACCUCGAGGCUGAGAGCAGUGGAAGCGAGGAUGAGGAGCUUGAGGAGGAAGAGGGUGCUGGCGAGGGAGAGGGUGACGCUGAUAUGGAUAUGGAUGGUGUUGAGAAACCAGCUACUGCUAAAGGUGCUGUUCCCCACCAAGUCGACGCUGUCAUGGCCCACUGA
Drepanopeziza brunnea f. sp. 'multigermtubi' MB_m1 is the source of this 843-nucleotide messenger RNA. RefSeq lists its product as uncharacterized. Gene Ontology annotation, molecular function: histone binding. Gene Ontology annotation, biological process: nucleosome assembly; nucleosome disassembly; DNA replication-dependent chromatin assembly. Lineage: Eukaryota; Fungi; Ascomycota; Leotiomycetes; Helotiales; Drepanopezizaceae. Gene Ontology annotation, cellular component: chromatin; nucleus. The record is from RefSeq and is a predicted model, not a curated record.